Molecule: messenger RNA, 3247 nt
Organism: Salpingoeca rosetta
Lineage: Eukaryota; Choanoflagellata; Craspedida; Salpingoecidae
Exons: 13
Coding region: 143-3019 (958 amino acids)
Biological process (GO): membrane protein ectodomain proteolysis; Notch signaling pathway
Cellular component (GO): plasma membrane
Molecular function (GO): metalloendopeptidase activity
Source: RefSeq, a predicted model, not a curated record
CGGCGUUGCACCAGCGUGCAGAAAACAGAGAAGAGCAACAAACAACCAGGAACAAGCAGCAGGGAGGACAACGACGCGCUGACACACCGCACCACCACGAAGACACAAACAAAACAAACACAGCUGUGUGUCCUCAUUCAGGAUGGCCGUUGUCGCUGCUGCUGGUGGUGGUUGUGGUGGUGGUGGUGGUGGUUGUGUUGUGGUGAUGUGGCUGGCUGCCAGCACAUUGCUGCUAUGUGCGAGUGGCUGCUACGGUGCGCCAAGCGAUGCGCGACAGCAACAGGAGGAAUCGACCCGCUUGCCUGCGCUGGACGAUGUGGUGUCGCAGUUCACCCUGGCGAGUGUGACGCUGCUGCGUCGCCCAGGUCGUGAGGACGGUGGUGAGGACGGUGCGGUGGCGUUUGCAAUGGAAACGCCAGCUGACUUGGACUUUCCCUCCCUCCACCUCACCCUGAAACCCAACACGGAGGUGCUUCACCCCAACGCCGUCUUGGAGGUUCACCGCGCUGGAGGAAAGACCGUGGAAACACGCGCCAUCAACACGUCCACGGUUCUGCACGGCUGGCACAGCGACGGCACGUACGUGCAUGGCUACCUCCACUCGGGCUACACGGCAAACAUGUCCGACACCAAUUUUCACCGUCGCAACGAUGGGCUGGUCGAGUAUUUCUCCGGCGUGGUCCAGCUGACAAACGGGUCGCACUUCAGCCUGGAGCCCGUACACAUGUACGCGGAGGCGAACACGACGCGCACCCAGACGCACGUGCUGUACGGCCACCACCACUUGCGGCCUAGCAUGCUCGACCGACCGCGGCCCAUAUGCGAUACAGAGGCAUACGAGCGCCUGCGACGACGCAACAACUACCCCGAUACCCCCACAGGAGCCGUGCAUGACUCGGAAACCGUGUGGCGAACGCGCCGCUCUGCUGAUGGCGACGCUGGUCAGCACACCACCAUCCGCAGGCCCAAGCACCGAUAUCAGCAGGCGGCACAAUCAACAAACGCUUCGCGGCACGACGGUGCAGCUUCUAUCUCUGCCCCUGUUGGUGCAGAGGCAUGCGCUGGCAAGUGCACGUGCCCCGUGACGGUGAUUGCCGACUUCAAGUUCUUUCAAGCGCUGGGCUCUCGCCGCAACGAUGUGGUUGCCGCAAUGGUUGCCCACAUCAACGAGGCCGACACGCUGUUCCGCCGCACCGUGUUUGGCGACACAUACGGGCUUGGCUUUGCCGUUGGGCGCGUGGUUGUGUACGAGGACAGCGGUGCGCCGAGCCCCGUCAACGGUGGCGCAUACACCGCCGACGCGUUCCUGCAGGCGUUCUCUACCAAGCAGUGGAGCGGGUCGUGCCUCGCACACGUGUUCACGCACCGCGACUUUGCGGACGGCGUGCUGGGUCUGGCGUGGGUUGGCGGCGGCAGUGCCGGCAUCUGCAGCUCAAAGGGAUACAACACGGGGUUCACCACCUCGCUCAACUUUGGAGCACGCGUCUCGCAGGCAGUCACCAUGAUCACCACCACGCACGAGUUUGGGCACAACUGGGGGUCACCGCAUGACGAAACCGCCGCCUGCACGCCCGGCGAUCCGGACGGAAAUUACAUCAUGUUUCCAUCGGCCACAGAUGGUUCACUGCCAAACAACAAGCUCUUCUCUCCGUGCAGCCGCACCAGCAUUGCCACCCACCUUUCGUCGGGAGCGGGCUGCUUUGACGACUCGCGAUCGUUCUGCGGCAACGGCAUUGUCGAAGGCAACGAGCCAUGCGACUGUGGGGACGCGUGUGAUGAUGACCCGUGCUGCACGAGCAACUGCACCAUCCCGGUCGGCCUCGACUGCAGUCCACAGGACCCCGUCCGCUUCCCUUGCUGCACCAGCGAGUGCCGCGUUGUUCCUGCACAGCAGCAGCAACAGUGCAGUCCUGAGGACGACUGCAAGGCCGCAGCCGUUUGUGAUGGCGUCUCUGCUUCAUGCCCGCUUCCAGACAACAAACCCAAUGGGACGCUGUGUGCGUGUGCAAAUGACGACUGCGACGCGUUCCCGACCACAGCAGCCAAGGUGUGCACUGCUGGGCGGUGUGCCGCCUCCAUCUGCUCGCUCACGGGCGCCGACGAAUGUCGACUUGGCGGUCGCGACGACUGCUGGGUUGCCUGUCGCGGUGCCGGCUGGGGUGACGGCAGCGAGUGUGUCUCCACCAACGCCAAGCACACCACAAAGCCAGAAAACUUUUCCAACCCCCGCUCGCUUCCUCCAAACUCGCCCUGCGAUGACUACAACGGGUACUGUGACGCGGGCGGCAACUGCAUCACGCUGAACAACAACGGCAUUCUCGACGAGCUUGACCGCUUCCUCAAGGGCCUCUCCUGGUCCCGCGCAUGGGGCUGGAUCAAGGGCAACUGGCAGUGGCUGCUGCUCGGAAUUGGUGCACUGAUUGCCCUCAUCGCCCUGCUUGUGGUCACGAAACCGCGCAUGAAAGUGCGACGGAAGCGCCGACGGCGGCGACGAAGUUACGAUUUCGAUUACGACGACGAUUACGACGAGUUGUACGGCAGCGAUGGCUGGUCCGGCGCUGAUGACGAUGAUGAUAAUGAUGACGAUGAGCGACUGGCACUCGUGCCGUCAUCGCGAAGCAGAGGGAUUCGAUCGCACGGCGCCAUUGCACGAAAUAGCGACGACAACAGCGACCUGCUCGCUGCUGAUCCGUGGUUCCACCCGCACAUGUCAGAAACGCAGGCAACACGCGUACUCAAGCGUGCCAACGUACCUGGCGCCUUUGCUGUGCGCAUGGAUGCCAUGAAGCGCCAUGUCCUCAGCGUGUGGAGCCCACCGGUCCGUCACGUUGUCAUCAACGUUGAUGCGUCGACAGGACAAUUAUUCCUGCCGUCCUCCACGCACCGCUUCCCAUCACUGUCCGAGCUGGUCGCUUUCUACCGCCAGGGCGAUCCAGAGGACAUUCUGGGAACGCCCCUCACUUAUGCAAUCAAGUACGGCAAACCGCCGAAAUCCGCCAGACGCCUCAUGAAACCGUGAUCUCUGUGUGCAUGUGUCUGUGUAUCUGUGUCUGUCUGUCGGUCGGUCGGUCGGUCGGUCGUUCGGUCUGUCUGUCUGUCUGUCUGUCUGUCUGUCUGUUUAUCUGAACAUUUGCUUGCACAUUUGAUGUAUGGAUGUGUAUGCCCUUCAUUGUUCAGCCCCUGCUCUAGUCGACCAGUAUGUAUUAGAAUCUAUCUUCUUACACGAAUUGAAAGGGCGCGCUUGCGA